AGCUGUUUCAAGGUUCCAGCUGUCUUGCGCCAUCCAUAGCGUUUGAUCAUGGGCUGCAAGAGCUCAAAGGCAAUUCCGGCUGCCCGCGCGGAAACAAGGGCUGAGCCUGAAGAAAAGCAGGAUGUGAGUCAGAUGGAAGUGGUACAGCCAGAGGUCCAGGCGGUGGCAGUCCAAGCAGAUGAGGGUUUGGUGGGAGCCAAGACUGAGCCCGAAGAGACCCAGUGUGAAGAGCUCAAAGAGGCAGAGACCGAAAUUGUAACAGAGACCAAGGAGACCCAGGAGUGUGAGGCCACUGAUGCACCGGAGACCACGGAUGCGCCAGUGGAGGUACCCCAGCCAAAGCUGCCUGCGGAAGAUGAAGAGACUGUGACGACACUUCCCAAAGAUGAUGACAGUCCUGUGAUGGAGGACAAAGUGGAGGGGCCAAAAGAGGUGCCUCUGUGUAGUCUUUGCGGCUGGUCAAUUCGGGAUAUCUCAAAAUAGGGGACCCAAAAGUCUGUUGAACAACCUCGACCUCCAUAUCGGCUUCAUUUUUUCUAAAAGCCGAGCUGACGUACUGUCUCACAAGAAGGCAGCUUGAAUAGACUUGGGCAGCCAGACCUGACCUUACGUGCCACAAUUCGCAUUUGCAAAGGGUCCUCUCAUCCGUAAGUUUCUACAAGCAAACGCAGACAGAGACCGUGAUUGCUGGCCGUUUUGCUAGAUGACGAGUUUGUUGCCUCCCAACACAUGAGGGGCCCAACGAAAUCAUGCCCUGUGUACAGGUCUCCGUUGACGUUUGUGUUGACUGUGACUGUGGCAAGGUUUCAACUGAUUCAUGUGCCAAGAAGAGCACAUCUUACAGAGCGAGUAAAAAUCAUGUUUGACUGUUUGACUCAACUUUGCCUUCCCUCUAAAUACAGAGUUCGACUGGUUCCGUUCUUAUCGACCUGCAUUUGAGGUCUCCUGGGUCACACAGAGGCUUUGUCCAUCUCACAGUGCUCCAAGCUGAUGAGGAGCUGUUUGCAUGGCGUGUCCAUAGAGUUGGCCGAGCUGUUCCCACAGCAAACUUUGGUCUUGGGAGGUGUGGAUGCAAAUGGCGAAGCGACUUCCUCGGUAGAAAGCUUUGACAUCGGCACAAAUGCCUGGACACCGCUCUCACGGCUGCGGCUUCCACGGUGGAGCUGCGCUUGUGCCUCUGCACAAGGCCGUGUGUUUGUGAUGGGGGGGCGCAGCGUGGAGGAUGAGAUCUUGGACUCUGUAGAGGCUUAUGAUGUUCAGCGGGGCUGCUGGUCCCAUGCCCCCAGCCUCAAUUUUGCACGUUGUGAGCUAGCAGCUGCAGCUUGCAGGGGUCUUCUUUUUGCCGCUCAAGGUGUAACCGAAGGCGAAGUCCCUUUGGCUGAGAUCGAGUGGUUGCCUGUGGCAAGAGAAAGAGCUGCCCGCGAUUCACAGUGGUUGCGCGCACCGCGGCUGCACUCCCCAAAGAGGGCAUUAGCUGCGGUGGCACUUGGUGAUGCCGUCUAUUUAUUGGGCGGUUGGGACGACUUGGCAGGGCAGCCGAGCAGCGAGGUGAACUAUUUGAAGAUUGAAGGCCACGACCAGCUUUCGGAUGGAUGGCGCCGUGCUCCUCCUCUACAAGAGCCUCGUGCAGGCCUAGGUGCAGCUGCACUCAUGGGCAGCAUUUGGGCGAUUGGAGGUUGUCGCGGGCAGCAAGACUUGACCUCACUGGAAAGGUUCACCCCAGGAGGGCAUUGGGAGCUGGUCACGCACCUCCAGGAGCCCCGACGCGCAUGUUGCGUGGUUCCCUGCGGCAGCUCCUUGUUGGUCCUCGGAGGGGUGAAGAACCAGGGGGACUAUGUGGCUUCGCUUUCAAGGCACUUGUGGAGUGAUAGCUGAAGCCUCUGAACCACUGAUGAUAGCGAUAGCGCACAAUGUUCAAUUUUGGGGAAGCCCAGGGCGGCGCGUGGUAACCCAGUCUUGGUGAGAUUCCGCCGAUUCACUCAUUGCUAUUUGGUUGGAGGCCAUUGCUAUUAGGUUGGAGGCCAUUGCUACUCCGUGGAGGUCGGCCAAAAAGCACACUCAUUUGGUGUUUAAAUUCUCUUCACGAUGGUAGUCACAGACAUCAAACC
Molecule: messenger RNA, 2108 nt
Organism: Durusdinium trenchii
Lineage: Eukaryota; Dinophyceae; Suessiales; Symbiodiniaceae
Source: the annotation of a GenBank genome assembly